Molecule: messenger RNA, 1857 nt
Organism: Penicillium cinerascens
Lineage: Eukaryota; Fungi; Ascomycota; Eurotiomycetes; Eurotiales; Aspergillaceae
Product: F-box domain protein
Exons: 2
Coding region: 1-1857 (618 amino acids)
Molecular function (GO): protein binding
Source: RefSeq, a predicted model, not a curated record
AUGCUUCUCACUCUCCCAACCGAGCUGGUCCAGCUCAUUCUUCGGAGCUGCGACCCUCCGACCUACCUGCAGAUGGCCUUUUGCAACCGCACUCUGUUCGCCAUUGCAUCGAAGAGCCGCGAUCUCAUCCUCCAACAGUUGUAUCAGAGUCCUGGUCGGAAUGAUGGGAUUGACUCUUAUACAUUAGAAGAACUUUUCCGACAGCUCAUGUCUCGAGCCCGUCAAGAGUUGUUCGGUGUUGAGCACGAUGGGGACCGCAAGCUCUUCGGUUUCCACGGCCAAGUGAUCGACAGCCGAGCCUCGACACUGGAGACUGCAGGUACCCGGGACCGCGUAUUGCUUGCCUUCAAAGGCCACAGGACUGUCUACCUCUUCAACGUCGGGGAUGGGGACCUGACCCUGGAGCGUCGCAUCAAGUCGCCUGCGAGUUGCUUUGGAAACGUCCGAGUUCUUCAUACUGCCUUCGAUCCUUACGGUAUCUAUGUGCUUCAUCGAUUCAAACCAUUCAUUGAUCGGGAUCUGGACACCGAGCAUCCUUUCGUCAAACAUGCAUUGCAAUCCAAUGCUCAUGGGAGCAUCUUCCUGGCCUACCAUAAACCGGGGUCUUCAACCAAUAAAAUCCGGCUCUAUGCCUUUCCCGACCAUAAAGAUUACGAACCCCUGGCUCUGGCUGUGCACGAGGAGAAGUUUGUCAUCUCCUGGCAACACAUAAAUCAUUCCAAUGACCAUCAAGUUGUUCAUUACACUGCAUCUGACGAAGACGAUAAUGACUCCGAAGAGGGGGAGGAGGAGGAGGAGGAGGAGGACGAAAAGGAAGACGAAAAGGAAGACGAAAAGGAAGACGAAAAGGAAGACGAAAAGGAAGACGAAAAGGAAGACGAAAAGGAAGACGAGGGAAGCGGAAACCAGGCCGAGGGUCGAGAGACGGGGAGUCCUCAAAUCACUUGUUCUUCUUACGAUUCAUACGUCCUCACAGAGGUGAACGAUGAGGGACUCAGCGAUGCCGCGCUAGAAGGAAAAGGACCAACUGUAAAAUUGGCCUUUAACGACCGAGGGUAUCAACUGCUUCACUAUUAUAGAGCUCACACGCUCUACAGCUCGUUCCAAAGGAUCCAGUUCCUCCCCGGUUUGGGCCAACAUCCCGGUGUGCGAAAUAAUGCGUGCAACGUGCAAUUCUCAGACUCACUCACGUUGAAUUUCUCAAUCGGAAUCCCCUUUUUCGGUACGCAUCAACCCGAUAGCGCAACACAGGGACUUCGUUGUCGCUGGAAAUACCUUGCAAUAGGAAUCGCCACCCACAGAGUGGAACAUUGGACCGUGGCAUGUCUGCUAAAGUCCGAAGCCGCCUGUAUGGCUCAGAACUGUGGACAUGUCCUGAACCUUGACCGCGGGAGACGGUAUGGCUCCUGGGAAAUCAUGGCGCAGCUCGGAGGAUUCCAAGAGUCGAGCACUUCUCACGGAUCUCUCAUUGCCACUUCCGUUCGCGGCACUCGUAUCGCCAUUGCCAGUUGGAAGAGCAUCUCCAUCUGGUCGCUGGAGCCCAACGUGGUGAUAGAAGCCGAGGAAGACUUUUACCCGGAGUUGUGGCAAUCACCUUACGGCUUUCCCGAGCUGAAGCCUGCCACAGUCCAACUCGAUGCCGUCUGUCACCAGCUGCGAUUCACGGAUAAAGAAGACGAGCUCGUUGCCAUCACUGACCGAGGGCUCUUGAUCAUGAAUCUCAGAUGCGACGGGAAGGGGGUACGGGUUGUGGAUAGUCGAAGCGAUUGGGUCGUGGACGAAGAAUCGGGGGAAUUGGAGCUGCGUGAUCAAGGAAGCCGACAAGGAACAUCCCCGAGAGCUGAGGGAUCGCUUUGA